AUCAUGGAGAAAUCGCGUGCUAUUUGUGUAAUUUGCAUGAAAAAAGGAGACAAUAUAUUGAAGUUCACAGAAAAUACUCUUACAAGAUGCCAAUCAAUUUUAACAAUUCGUCAAAAUAAUAGUUUAUUGUUCAAUAAUGUAGUCUUGCCGUUAGUUCCUAAUGAGAUUCAAGGUUAUCAUGUGCCAUGCUAUAGAAAAUAUACAGCUUUGGGGAAGAAAAUCAGAAAAGCCUUGCGAGAUCAAACCAUUUCUGAAACGAGCACAAGUGCAGGAACUUCGGCUACUGAGACAAAUGUAACAUCAAGCGAGCCAUCAUGCUCUCGAACGAGUACUGAAGAUAGUCAUGCUGAUCUAGAGCAAAGUACUUGUGAAACAGAGACAAGUAAUUUACUCUGUUCUGAAAAAUCAAGUAAAGAUACUGGUGACGUAGGAGACGUAGCAGACGUAGGAACGAGUGAUUCACCUGAGGUAAGAAGGACAAGCAGCCUAACAUGUAUUAUCUGCGAUAAAGCACGGAAGAAGCACAAUGCACGUUGGCAAUCACUGCACACAUCAGAAAACAAUAGUAUUGCUGCUAAGAUUGAAAAAUGUGCCACUGAAGCUAACGAUUUGACAAUGCUACAGAAGAUUGAUGAUUUUUUAUGUUCGAAUAGAAUCAUCACAUAUCACAGAAUAUGCUUGACUAAUUUUGAACACGAGUGUGAGCGCAGGAAGCCUAAGCAACGUACAGAAUAUCACGAAGCGUGGGAUUGUCAUAAAUUGGCUUAUGAAGAAGUAUGCAGUUACGUUGAUGAAUUUGUUAUUAAAAACAAAAAAAUCGUUUAUCUCACACUGUUACGAACCAUAUAUGUCAAUCGUCUAAAUUAUGAGUAUAGAAAUGUCUUUAACGCCUCACCAAAACAGUUUCAUUCCAAUUACCUCGAAACUAAAUUAUUGGGAACAUUUAAAAACAAAAUCACAGUCAUUUUACAUAAAAAGCAAAAAGUAAUUGUGCCAUUCGGUGAGAGUUUUUCAACAGAUGAUUUGGACAAACUUGAUGAUUUCGAUAUUAUUCAAAAAGCAGCAUUACUUCUGAGGGCUAAAAUAUUACAAAUCGAACGCAGGAAAUUACCAGACAAUGUCACUGUUGAAAAUCUAUCGGACGGGGAGUGCAUAAUACCCAAAAAUCUUACUGAUUUUUUUGUUACAUUGUUAAGCGGUACAGAGUCACGGCGACAAAGUAGUAUUAAGCGGCAGCGACUGACAUCACCGUUCGCACAGGACGCGAUUUAUGCAGUUUCAAACGGGCGCAUAAAAACUGGGAAGCACAUAACACUUGCGAUGGCUCUGAAAAGCUUAACUAGUAGCAGAAAUGUUGUUAAUAUUAUUAACAGGUUCGGUCAUUGCUGUAGUUACACUACUACUGAAGAACUCGAAACGGAAGCAACUUAUGCCGCUAGUUCUAGGUCACAAAUUUGUCCCGACGAUAUCGUUCCAAAACCAAACCUUCAUACGGGAUUAGCUUACAAUAAUUUCGAUCGAUUUGUCGAUACUUUAACUGGCAAAGACACCUUACAUGAUACUGUGGGAAUUAUAUUUCAAGACAUUGUUCCUGAUAUUGCUGAAGACGAAGAUGCUGAAGUGCAACCCAGUAAAGAGUCGGUUAAAAAGAGACGGAGACGAACAUAUGAUACUGUCAACCCACACCUGGAGCCUUAUUCUAAGAGACCAAGAAUGCAAGAAGUUUUACAACCAUUGCAUUCCGAUGAACAUUACACACCAGACAGUUUGAAAACACAACAGAGAGUAAAUCUUGCGUGGAUGUUUACUCAUGCACUUGAAAUUCCUGAUACUCCGAUGUGGGUGGGAUUCAACAGUUUAAUUCAUAUUGACGAUUCGAUUAAACAAAGAAUAUCAUAUCUGACAACAAUUAAUUUAUCUCCGACUAAUACUGCUGUCAUACAAGAAACAAUGAUUCAGAGUCUAAAAGUUGCAGAAGAAUGUGGUGAGACAUAUAUACAAGUUAGCUAUGAUCUGGCUAUUGCUAAAGUUGCUUUGCAAAUACAGUCAACAGAAAAUCCCCGAUUUAAUAAUCUGUUUAUUCACCUUGGUUCAUUUCACGUCAUGAUGGCUUACUUUAAAGCUAUUGGGAAAAUUAUCGAUAAUUGCGGAUUGUCCAAUAUAAUGAUUGAUACUGAAUUAUUGGCUAGUGGUUCGAUCAACGGAUUCAUCACGGGUAAGCAUUUCAACCGGUGCAAAAGACUCCAUUCUAUGAUAAGUUUGGCAAUUUCUAUUCUACACUUCAAACGUUUUUUGAGAGAGAGUAAUCUUGAAAUUACAGAAGAUAUAAUAAAGUAUCUGGGAAAUUUCUGUAAAAAUCCCACAAGAACUCCUGUAAUAGAUUACCCGCCGCUUUUAGAGAUCACCGAAAAGUACGAGAAAUACCGUGAACAAACUCUCAAUGGCGAACAUGGCAAGACACCGCAGUUUUUCAUGAUUUAUGCAAAUCUCAUUGAAUACUAUUUAUUAUUCAAUGCAAGUAUUCGAACGGCAAACUUCGAACUGUUCAAACAUAUGUUGCCUAAAAUCACAAAUUUAUUUUUUGCUUUGAACCAGCCCAAUUACGCACGAUGGCUUGUUAAAUACCAUCAUAAUUUAUGUAAAAUUGAUGACACUCAUCCCGGACUUAGAGAGUCAUUUAAACACGGUUCCUUUGGAGUAAAGCGGACUGAUAAACCGUUCUCAAGACAGCCGAUAGACUUGACGCUGGAACAAACAAUAAAUGCAGAUGCGGCAAAUAAGCUAACGGGUAUACUCCAUUUUACAAAUUCUAUAGCAGCCCGUCAACGUUGGUGUAAAAGCCACAGUAUACGAUCUUCGAUAAUUUCACACAUCCUGCAGAAAACAGGUUUAACAAAGAAUCAGGACAUCACGGCGGAUUUGGAAAAGAACAGAAUAAAGAAGAGUACAGCACAAUUAAAUAACUUUUUUGAAGGAAUUGAUCGUAAUUUGAAUCCGUUUGAUGAAAAUAUAGACAAGCAGAAACUUUUCAACAUCUCCAACGGUCAAGCUGCAUCCAGUUCCAUUGCGGAGUUUUUAUUAAAUAUUGAAAUAAACGGUAAUGAGUUGCGGGAAAAAUUCAUAUCCGAAUGCGCAGAAGACCACAACCGAUUUGAGAAGCCAAUAAAGAAAAACAAAAUUGCAAC
Messenger RNA from Vollenhovia emeryi, 3185 nucleotides. RefSeq lists its product as uncharacterized. Lineage: Eukaryota; Metazoa; Arthropoda; Insecta; Hymenoptera; Formicidae. The record is from RefSeq and is a predicted model, not a curated record. The annotation marks the transcript as partial. The transcript has 3 exons.